CUGCAGCUCGUCGAACAGCAAUGGCGGAAACAAUGAAGCUAAGUAAAAAUCAUGCUCCUCCCAGUGCUUCCAGUAAAAUGUCCAGCUACAGAGACUGCAUGGACACGUUACUGCAGCUGUUAGCAGUCUUCGGAAAAGAGCUGAAAUUAGGGGAUGCUGCUUUGAAAAUAGAUGUCAACCCCAGCGCUGUGAAUCUUCCAUCAUCUCCACCUACUCAUGUUUACAGCUGUUUAAAAGGACAUAUCACUAAACUACAGGCUCUUUCAGAAAGCCUACAGGCAUUGGUGGAUGCUGAGGGUGAUAGAUCCUCUUUAAAGAACACAUCAGAAGAUGUUGUCACGUCAUCUUCAGGCAGAACACAAGCGGCUACACAGUCUGAGCACCAUUCACACAGCUCGGGGGCUGCGGAGAGCAAGACGGCGGCUGAUGACGUCAUGAUUCAGAUCAGAGCCGGGAAGUCAGAGAUUGAGCGAAGAAUAUCUGCAUUUAUGGAACGCAAGCAGAUGGAGAUCAAUGAAAACAAUGUACGCGAGUUUUGCAACGUGAUCGACUGCAAUCAGGAAAACAGCUGUGCCAGAACAGAUGCAGUAUUCACUCCGUACCCAGGAUUUAAAAGCCACGUAAAAGUCACACGGGUGGUAAACACUUACGGACCACAGACCCGUAGUGGGGGAGACCAAGGAGAGGCUGGGGAGCAACAGAGGGGGCUAGUGAUGAGAGACUGUGGAAAUGCAGCCAUAGAGGAACGACUUAACAACAUCGAGGCUCACCUGAAACUUCCAGCAGUGGGUCCAGUCCCAUUGAGUGUCUACCACAGACUCAAGAAGCUGGAGGAUCGAAUCCUCGAGUUGGAGGGACUCUCGCCUGAGUACUUUCAAUCCUCAAGUCACCUGCACAAGCGACAAAAGACAUCCCCUGCUCAGUCCUGCAGCCUGACAGAGCUGGAUGAGAAGAUAAGCGCAGUGAAAGCGGCUCUGCUGAAGAGGGCGACUGAGUUUGGGCCUGGAUAUGGAACAGAUUGUUCAUUGUGAUACAUACAUAAGCACAAAUAGUCCCAAUUCAUCUGCUCAAGCAUUCACCUUGUAUCAUCAUUCUUUUUCUCCAGCUCUCAGCAACGUUUUAGCAUCAUUUUCACAUUAUUACAAGAAUCUCCCAAAAAAAUAUACUACUGUAAACUGUUUUCAGGUUAAAUGAAAUAUUAUUCUUCUGUAAAUAAAGCUAUAUUUUA
This is a messenger RNA of Archocentrus centrarchus (flier cichlid), 1228 nucleotides long. RefSeq names its product MAP3K12 binding inhibitory protein 1 (gene mbip). NCBI's taxonomy places the organism in Eukaryota, Metazoa, Chordata, Actinopteri, Cichliformes, Cichlidae. The record is from RefSeq and is a predicted model, not a curated record. The transcript is spliced from 8 exons. The coding region runs from base 21 to 1031 and encodes 336 amino acids.